Molecule: messenger RNA, 1481 nt
Organism: Phanerochaete carnosa HHB-10118-sp
Lineage: Eukaryota; Fungi; Basidiomycota; Agaricomycetes; Polyporales; Phanerochaetaceae
Exons: 2
Coding region: 117-1334 (405 amino acids)
Biological process (GO): DNA catabolic process
Molecular function (GO): nucleic acid binding; endonuclease activity
Source: RefSeq, a predicted model, not a curated record
UGGGACGCCAGGGUUCUCAGCUCCCUCAAGUACCUCCAACUUGUGGAGGUUUUCCACAUACUCUCUGUUCAUCUUCCCUUUCAGCCCGCCGUCAAUACGACGCUAGACACGACGACAUGAAGCUUUCUCGCAGUCUAGCGCUACUUGCGGCCACCUUCGCGUCUGUUCCUUCCACGUUGGCCUGGGGAAGCGUGGGACACGAAAUCGUCGCGACAAUCGCGCAGGUAUACCUCCAUCCCUCAACGCUCGCGAACGUCUGCGAGAUUCUCCACCCCGGCUAUAAGCUCCAGCUCUGGCCGCCAUGCCACUUGUCCCGCGUCGCUUCCUGGGCCGACCAGGUCAAGCGGAGCCCGCAGUACCGCUAUACGUCCGCGAUGCACUACGUCGGCGCCCUUGGUGACCAUCCGAGCGAGACCUGCUUGUUCCCCGGCGCGCGCGGUUGGGCGGGGAAGCGCGACGUGAACGUGCUUGGUGCUGUGAGGAACAUGACGGAGGUGCUCGUCGGAUACAUAGACGGGUACUACGAACAGAGCACCAUGGAGGACGCUGUGAAGUUCCUUAUCCAUUAUAUGGGCGACAUGCACAUGCCUUUGCAUUUGACUGGAAGGGAGAGGGGCGGAAACGGUGCCAGAGUCACUUUUGAUGGUCGCGUUACGAACUUGCACUCCCUCUGGGAUAGCUUGCUCAUCUCCAAAUCACUGCGCACUAUCCCUUCGAAUUACACACGCCGCUUCCCGCACGGUUCGACGUCCAUCGAACUCGAACCGCACCUUCGCGAUACGAUCUACGAUCCGUACAUCCGUCGCGUAAUGUGGGAGGGCAUGGGCGUCGGCAAAGCACCCGGCCGCUUCGAGGCGGAGGCAUUCGAGUGGCUCAAUUGUCCUGAGAAAGCACAAGCAGACUACGGCCUCUGGGACGCCAUGCAGUCGACGCUCGGCCUCCGUGCCGCCGCGGACGAGGAGCGCUGGGACGACGACGUCCUCUGUCCGUUCGCGUGGGGCAAGGAGCUACACAAGUUGAACUGCGACCUGCCCGUCUGGCCCGCGGAGCUCGACCUACCACCGUAUAAUGAGACGCGCAUCAACUCGGGCGAUCGCGACGAUGACUACGACCACGACGAGCACUUGGACGACUUCUUCUCUCGUCCUCCCAGGCCCCACCCCGACCUCCUCGAGCUCGACACGCCCGAGUACUCUGGCAAGAUUUACGGAGAGUGGGUCGUCGAACGGCUCAUGGCUAUGGCCGGCAUCAGGCUUGCUGGGAUUCUAAACGGGCUGUUCAUGGAUGCCGGCGGACCUGACGACGCUUGUGAUCUGCCAAUGAUCCUCGUAUAACGCUGCAUAACAGUUUGAAGUAGUCUCCGCGACCUUUAGCAGUAUCAACGACUCGCAGUGGAUUAUUGUGUAAUAUAGUGAGGCUGUACGAGUAGACCGGUUGUCUCUCACUAAAAUUCAGCAAUACAAGUUGGCCUUUCAUGUCAU